Molecule: messenger RNA, 723 nt
Organism: Eruca vesicaria subsp. sativa (arugula)
Lineage: Eukaryota; Viridiplantae; Streptophyta; Magnoliopsida; Brassicales; Brassicaceae
Source: the annotation of a GenBank genome assembly
UCCCUUCCCUCCUCUAUAGAUGAGGCUACUUUCAAUCGCAUUUAUUAUCUCAUAAACUCUUCACCCACGAUCUCGAGUUGGAUAUGUCAUCAUCUUCUCAGAGUAUAUAUAGAUGUCCAAAGGUUUCGUCACAUUCCUAAAUGCUACGUUUCUGCAGUGAUAUGGCCGUGACGUUGAGUUUUUUCGACUCUCAAGGCUGUUUCUUUUCACAAAAAAACUGAGGCCAUGCGUGUUGAUCCAAGGGUGGUUGUUGCUACCAACAUUGGCCCUAAAAUGGUUGGAGGCCAUUUGUUUCUUAAUGCCACCUCAGGAACACAUAUAUAUUUCGACAAGGAAACAAUAGCAGGGGAAACCUGUUUCUACGGGUUGGUCGCCAGAGACACUGGUCUUCCACUGGCGGCACCACUGCUGAGAGGGUAUACUAAGGUGGAGCUUAUAUCAUCUACAAAGAGAUCUUCAAAAACUUCCGAGUAACUCAGUGAACAACCAGUUGGCUUCCAGUUGAAAACGUCUCUUUAGUACACACCAAUUUGUCGCAUUACAGAGCGGAGCCGAGUUCCUUCAGAAACGCACCACACCCUCAAUGUUCUUCAGUUUUUCUUUUGUUCUACAGUCUUAGCACUAACGUUAUUUAUAUUCUAGAUAAACGCCUCUUUAAAUGUCAUUGUAUCGCAGAGAAUUUAUAAUACCAAAAGGAUAAAUAGUUGUUAAACAGAAUCCAAC